GGUAACGCCAAGCCCUAAAUCCACAGGAAGUGAAGUCUCGUCUAGGAUACUGAGGGGAAAAUUUAGGGAGGUGCACAUUUCCUGUUUCCUAGCAACAAAAGGAAGUAUUUGUUGUUGCCCUAGCUUGUGUGACUUCUCCAAGCCCAGGUCCUUGGAUCUCAAAGUAGAAGAUGCUGGGGGGAUGCCCACCCCUAAGUGUGAGAGCUCUCAGGGAGAAGCGGGGGGUGCCUGAGCGGCCAGUCAUUGCUCUUCAGGGUGCCUGAGAUGCCUGAAAGGGGCUGGGCAGCAAGAGUUUUCCUCCCACGUUUUGUUUUCCCCGGUUGCCUUGAACAAAUUAAUCUCCUGCUCUUUGAGAGGAAGAGAGGGGCUUUUUGAGUCUGUGUCUUUCUAGGAAGCUAAGGCAGCGACGUGGGACCUGAUCUCUACCUCAUGGCUGGAUCCUGAGAGGACUUUGGAGUUCUUUAGCUCACUGUUUGCAACUGGAAUCGCCCCUAAACUGGGACAGAUGAGUUGAUACCUCAGAUCUUCAGUCCGCGUCCAAAGCCUCAAAACUUGCGCCAUUCUCUCUUUCGUGAAGUGCAGCUGCUGCUUACUGACUCUUCCUGCAUCCUUUGAGGUCUGGACAAGCUCCGUCUUUAAUGCCUUAGAAGUCCUGGGGUGUAGACUGACUGCAGCUGAUCUCUGCCCAUUCCUGGCUGAUGUGGGGGUUCCCCACAACUUUCGCAUCUCUUCUGGAGUUUGGAAGUUUUGUACUCUUAGGAAAUAAUGUUUUGAUCUCUCUGCCUAAGGACCUCCAGUACUUGAAAUUAUAUUAGUGUUGAAUUCUCUGCCUGUACUUUUCAGUUUGGUGUUAAGGCCCAUUGAAAAGUAUUUUUGAAAUCUGGAAUUUUAAGGUCCAAAUUCCAGUCUCUGCGCACUCAGGGUCCUUGUGUCUCUUCCAACUUCUUGUUCCUUGACUGUCUACUUGUUUGUUACCUCCUGAGCUGGAGAUGGGAUUCUAAAGGGUCUCCUGCUACUUGAAGAUCUGUGCAUUCCCUCUUCUCUUCAGACAUUCAGAAUAUAUACGCAGUAGCUCAAACCCUGUGAAAUCACUUGUCCUGAAUUAGGAGAUGCAUCCCCCUCCCUCCCAUUCUGUUCUACAUGCCUCUUAAUAUGCCUGCCUGCUGGACCAUUAUUUCCUGCCUUUGGGGAAGAAAAUCCAUCGUGACUUCUUAUACUUAUGAAGUUUUGUGCUCAUUUGGGAUGUUCAGCAUGAUUUGAGAGGUCUUGGCAUCAGAACAUUUGGGGAAGAAAAGCGCCACCCUGCAGCUGUGCAAUGGAGCCGUAUUUUGGACCACAAGGCCUCUGGCUUGCUCUUUAAAGAGAGUGAGAGGGAAGGAGGACCACGCCUGGGUUGAGCGAUGGCUGAGGGGGACGCCUGCGAACAGUCCGCUGGGCCGGAGGAGCGUCCGUACAAGUGCAAGCAGUGCCCGCGGAGCUACCGCCACGCUGGCAGCCUGGUGAACCACCGCCGCACCCACGAGGUGGGCCUCUUCCGUUGCCUGCUGUGCCAGAAGGACUUCUCCAACCCCAUGGCCCUCAAGAGCCACCUCCGCACCCACACGGAAGAGAAGCGCUACAAAUGCCAGGACUGUGGCCGGGCCUUCCGGGCCUCCUCCCAGUUGAGCAGCCACCGCUGUGCAGCUCCCGCCAGCCAGGAGGAAGAGGGCAGUAAUGGCGGGGGCUAUGCCUUCCCCAGGGGGCAAGACACCUCUUCGUCAGAUGCUGAGACCUGUUCUGGGAUGGAAAGUGGUGGCAGCGGGAGCCUGCUGACCAACCUGGAGAAGUACAUUGCUGAAUCCGUGGUCCCGGCUGACCUUUCUCAGCAGUUCCCCAUCAAGAUGGAAGUGGAGGAAGAAGAGGCGCUUCAGGCACACCAGGGGGAGAAGGAGGUGGGUCUUGGAGGCGCCCUUGUGGACGAACGACGCUACAAGUGCAAUCAGUGUGACAAGGCAUACAAACACGCUGGCAGUCUGACCAAUCACAAACAGAGCCACACACUGGGCGUUUACCAAUGUGCCAUGUGCUUCAAGGAAUUCUCCAACCUCAUGGCACUCAAAAGCCACGCUCGCCUCCACUCGGAGUAUCGGCCCUACAAAUGCCGGUUUUGCCACAAAGCCUUCCGGCUGCCCUCUGAGCUGCUGAGCCACCAGAAGGCUCACGACCAGGAAGAGAGGGAGACAACGGUCUUGCCAGCUUGGGAGGCCUCGGAACGUGGAAUCUGGGAGGAGGACUCCAUAGAGACCUCGGCGAAGCUAGAUAUCUACCAGCCUCCUCCAAUGGGCACCGGCUUGGGAGACGCUGUCCCUUGUAGCCUCAAAGAUACCUCCAAGGUGGGAGGUGGCGAACGCUGUAACCCAGAUGGAGAGCUUUGUGUCCAUUGUGGUGGGACCUUUGCUGAUGAGGAGGAGCUGAAGGGCCACAGCUGCCUCUGUCCAGAGGAGGCAGAGGAGGAGGAGGAGGAAGAGGAGGAGGAAAGCAGCACCCCCUCGCAGCCAGCAGCCAGCUUUAAUGGGGCAUGGGACGCUAGUUUGAAAGUGGAGGAGAACAAUGCUGCUUAUGAGGAGCGGCCCUUCCGCUGCGGGGAUUGUGGCAGGACUUACCGGCAUGCAGGGAGCCUCAUUAACCACAAGAAGAGCCACCAGAUAGGGGUGUACAGCUGUAGCGUCUGUGCCAAGCAGCUCUUCAACCUGGCUGCCUUGAAGAACCACUUGCGAGUCCACCUCAAAUCCAAGUUUGGCUCACCGGCACCAGAGGAGGCCUCCCAGCAUCCAUCCGUUAUCUCAGACCUAUGCAGAGAAGAAAUCAGCCCUGGGGAACCCGGAGGCUGCCAUGUGCAGCCACUGGAUGUCUGGGCAGGAGCUUCCUGUCCAAAGGAGGAGGAAGACAGGGGCGCCGGGGAGGAAGAGCGGCCCUAUCGAUGCGAGGACUGUGGGCGGAGUUACCGGCAUCGGGGCAGUCUGGUGAACCACCGCCACACCCACCAGACGGGGGUCUUCCAGUGCUCCAUCUGCCCCAAACAGUAUUCCAACCUCAUGGCGCUCCGGAAUCACGUCCGUGUGCAUUUGCGGGCAGUGCGCAUGAGUGGCAAGGAGCAAGGAGGCGGCUUGACUUGCAGUAGCUGUGGGGAGAGCUUUGAGGAGGAAGCUGAAUUCCAGCUGCAUCAGCUGCGCCACCUACCCUAUACGGAGGACAUCGAGGCGGCUGUCGUUGCUCGACUUGGUGGAUUUCACCUGCAAGAGGCCGAUCUUCUCCAGGCUAUCCGGCAGGACGUGGAAGCUCUGGAGAAUGGGGCGGCUGUGGCUGAGGACGUCCUUCCCUCUUCUGAGGCGGCACACGUUUGCAGCCAGUGUGGGAUGACCUUUGCCAGCGUGGCCGGCCUGCAGCAUCACACCUUGCAGCACAGCAGCCAAGGGGGAUGGCCGGAAGGGACGACCGAGAGGACAGAGUCCCCCGUCCUCAUCCAGCGACUCUAUGGGUGCGACCUCUGUGGCAAAUCAUACCGGCAUUCCGGGAGCCUGAUCAACCACAAGCAGACUCACCAGACGGGAGACUUCAGCUGCUCGCUUUGCAGCAAGCAUUUCCAGAAUGUGGCCUCGCUCAAGAGCCACUUGCGUGGGCAUCAGAAACCCAGGAGGGCACAGUUGGGCACGGCUGUGAUGGCAAGCGAGGGCGAGGAUGCUGAAAGUGGAACUGCUGUGCCUGAGGUGAUGCUCUUGGGGGAAGAGUUCAAAGACAGUUAUGAUGUCCAAGACGAAAAUGGCCUAGUGAAUGGCUGGGAGUCCCAGUCAAACACUCCCUCUCUGUCGCCCGGUGAAUCUGAGGAGCUUCCUUACCUGUGCGAGCAGUGUGGGCUGGGUUUCGACCAGGCCAACAGCUUGCUGAUCCACAAGCAGACUCAUCAGCUUGGCAUCUACCAGUGCUCCCUCUGCCCUAAAGAGUAUUCCAGCCUUCUGGCCCUGAAGAACCACUUCCACGGGCACGCCAGGGCUGCCGCUUCUGGCCAGGGCAGCUCCAGUGAAGAAGGCAGUGUGGAGGAGCAGCCCUUCCUCUGCAGCCUCUGUGGCAUGAUCUUUCCCAGUGAGGAAGACCUCCAGCAGCAUCACAGCCUGUCGCACGAAGAGGGUGAAACCCAGGAAGGCCCGGGACAGGAUGCCGCGAUGAAAAGCGAGGCCGAGGCCCAGUUGGCAGAGGCGGCAGAUCAAGACGAGGGGCAGCUCCUCUCUCACAUCUGUGGCUAUUGUGGCCAAACGUUUGAUGAUAUGGCCAGCUUGGAGGAGCACAGUGAAGGACAUCAGGAGGAGAAGGCUGCUGCCCUCGCUGACACUUCCAUGCAGCUCCGACGGGCUCCUCGGCUGGAGGAGGACCAGCCUCCCCCGCCACCAGUGGAAAUGCCAGCUGGUGCCAGUGAACCUCUGGACAGCCGGCCGUAUGCCUGUGGCCAAUGUGGCAAGACCUAUCGGCAUGGAGGCAGCUUGGUCAAUCACAAGAAGAUCCACCAGAUUGGAGACUACCAGUGUGGUGUCUGCUGCCGCCAGUACCCCAAUCUGUCUGCCUACCGGAACCACCUCCGGAACCACCCUAGAUGCAAGCUGAAUGGCAGCGUGCCAGAAAUCCGGCAACCUAUCCCUGCCGAAAGAGGAGGUGGGCUGUCGUCUUUUGCUUAUGAGAUUUUGAAGCAAGAGCCCCUUCAGGGCAGCGCUACAGUGGCUCAGGAGGAGAAGGAUCCACUGGACAUGUCCUCCGUAAUGGCUCCUGGUAGCGAAGAAAGAUUGGGACAAGGAGAAGUGUUGAAUGCUAGCCAGUCUGAGGGCAGAAAGAUCCAGGUGCGUGAAGUGUGUGGGGAGGGGUACGAGGAGAAAGCUGCACUGGAGGCCCAUCAGGGUCUUCAUUUUGUGAAAGAGGAGGAGAAAGCGGCAAAAGAGGAGGAAGUAGCAGGAGGAGAGGAAAAUGGCGUCCCCAGUGCUGAAGAGGAGGGCUCCCCAUUGGAGCGCCCCUUCCAGUGUGAUGUUUGUGGACGCAGCUACAAGCAUGCAGGCAGCCUGAUCAACCACAAGCAGACUCACAAGACAGGUCUCUUCCAUUGCAGUGUCUGCCAGAAGCAGUUCUACAACCUCAUGGCCCUCAAGAACCACAAUCGCACCCACUUUGAAACCAAACGCUACCGCUGCCCAGAGUGCCCCAAGGCCUUCCGGCUCCAGAAGCAACUGGCUAGCCACCAGCGGGUACACCGUGACCGGAAACGAGAUCCCUCAUCCCAUCCUCUCAGGAAGCCUGCUCACCCCAAGCGGCUUGGCAAGACAGAGAAUUCAAGCCACCCUCUGAAUGCCACGAGACAUCGCCUCGAUCCCGAAGAACGCCCGUAUGGGUGUGGGGAGUGUGGGCGCACAUACCGCCAUGCGGGCAGCCUUCUCAACCAUCAGAAGAGCCACAAAAUUGGGCACUUUGCCUGCCCCUUGUGCAGCAAGACCUAUCCCAACCUCAUGUCCCUCAAAAACCAUCAGCGUAUCCAUUACGAAGUCAAACGCCACCGUUGUCUGGAUUGUGGCAAGGCCUUCAAGUGGCAACGGCAACUGCUGAGGCACCAGCGCCGGCCCCAUCCUUGUGGCAGGAGCCCUCUGGGGCCAGAAUGUGAAAGGGACAAAGCAGCUCCUCAAAAGGAGCAGGGGAGUGGCCAUGCGGAGGCUCCUAUUGGUCCUUUCCGGUGUCCUCUGUGCCCUAAGCAGUUUCCCAACCACACGGCUUUAAAGAACCACAGCCGCGUGCAUGCAAAAAAACGCUUUGAGUGCUCUGAGUGUGGCAAGGCUUACCGGGCCUCUAAGGAUUUGCUGCGCCACCUGAGGAGACACCAAGCUGAGGAGGUGGCGGAUGUUGCUGAAGGCAGCUGCUCCCUGCCCUCUUCAGUGGCAGCCAAUGAGCCCCUGGAGGAGGAGGAGCGGCCCUACAAGUGUAACAGUUGCGAGCGGACGUACCGGCAUGCCGGCAGCCUCCUCAACCACAAGAAGGCCCACGCCACGGGCCUCUACCACUGCCCCACCUGCCAGAAGGAGUGCUACAACCUCCUGGCCCUCAAAAACCACCUUCACAUUCACACGGACAAGAAGCGCCACCGGUGCCCGCGUUGUGGCAAAGCCUUCCGGACUGCCAGGCGCUUGGCCACCCACAGCAAGGGGCAUGGCCGGCCCAAGGAGGAUGGACCUUUUGCCUGCACGGUCUGCUCCAAGACGUUCUCCCAUCAGCUCGGCUUCCGGCAGCACCAGCUAUUGCAUGCCAAGGACGGUGGGCACCCUGCCACUGGGAGUGUGGCCGCAGGGGAAGGAAGCUGAGGGUGCUGGCACGUGUGUGGAGUGUGUGCCGAGCGUUGGGUGGCCAGGAGAGCAGGCUGCAGGGAAAUGGGAGAUGUCUCUGGGGGGACAAUUGGGAGAAAGGAGGGGGAUAUACAGGGGUUUGUAUAGGGUCGAAGGGUCACACCAGUGGGUGGUGAUAUUGGGGAAAAAUUGGGUGCAUGAUUCCUUAUUCACUCUAGAACAUCUGGUCAGGAAACACAGAGGGGCUGAACUCUAUCCCUUUGAGUAGAAUGUUGCAUUAAGCUCUCCAGCGGUACCUUGUUUGUGUCCCUUGAAAACGUUCCCCUACGGCAACUUAUACCUUCGUUGUGGACCCUAUUUGGAGAAAUGAAUCUUUGCACCCUGGGAAUCUCCCAAGCAUGUGCUUAAAGCUCCUACUGAUCUGAGUUUUCAGCCUUUCUAAAAUCUGUUUUGAUGAGUAGCAGUCGCGAAGUUGAAGCCCCAAUACGGUAUUUGUUAGUGUUUAAAUAAAGAUCCCAGAAGUACUGUCCUUAAAGGAGGGUGGGGGAGCUCUAAUAGUUUCUCAACAAAGACACACACAACUCCUUGCUGGAGAGUAAUUCUCUUCAUUAUUCAAAACCGGAAAAAUUCUGUUUCCUCCGUGCGGGGGAAAUAUUAAGUUUUUUUGAAAUAUCCAAAAUGGACACAUUUUAAUCUCUUUAAAAGCAGUUUUUAAAAAAAGGUUAGCUAAGAGAGUAUUGUGUUAAUUAGGACAGAUUUCUAGAGGCAGCUGACAAAGUUUGUGUGUUUACAGGGGUAAACAUACUUUUUUCCUGCAAAAUUGGAGCACAAUCCACUGAGACGUUCUCCUGCGCAGGCCCAGUUAAAUGAGUGGGAGAACAAAAUUUCUACCUUCUGAAACCAGUUGGACGAAUUCUUUUCAACCCUAACCUUCCAAGGGGAUGUUUUUGCAGGUGUAACUGUGUGUACAUCGGGGCCUCUAGCGAUUCUCUCCAUCCUUGUUGCUUAAGGAUCUUCAAAUCUGUAUGGCUGUUGGACCAGAGACCAAUAGACGGAUCUGUGCCAACUAUCUCUGCUGGCAAUAACUUUACAACACUAAGGAGAGGGAACAGAAGUGGGCAGCAUCAUAACAGUUGAAAUGAGACCUCGUCGCAGCCUCUUGAGCUUCUCCUGGGAGAAGUCGUGGCUAGAGAACGUUGGGAUAUUUUCCUGGGCCAAUGUCUUCAUCCCAUUUUGUUUCUCUGGUACAUUUUGGUCCUCUCUAAAACUAUAGGUUGUUUCCAAAAAAAAGUUCUUCAUACCGUCUCAUGGAUUUCAGUGGCAUUUAGUCAUGCUGAACUCAAGCCCCAUUAAUUUCAAUUGGAUUCUGCAUGCAAGUCUAUAUGGGUUUACUCGAAUGUAAGUCCUGUUACGUUCAGUGGGGCUAGCACCCAGGUAAAUAAGCAUCAGAUUGCAGCCAAAGGGAGGGUUCAGAUAACCCACUGCAGACCGGGUGGAGAGAACUGGAGAUCCCCAGCAAGCAAGUACUCCCAGCAUGAGCCAAUCAUUUUGGCUAUUUUUGUGACAUUCAGGCCUGGAAAUGUCAGGCGGACAGUGUCAGGUUCUCCCCACCACCUGACAUUCUCUGACCAGCUUCAACUCUGGGUUACAGAUGUCGGGUAGCAGAGGGAACCCGUCACUGCCCACUUGACAGUUGUGGGUUCAGACAACAUAGAAAUGGCCGUAAUACUGGUUCAUGCCGGGAGUCCUUGCCCACUGGGGGGGGGUGUCUCUGGUUUCCUCCACCUUACUUGCAGUGGGUCAUCCGAACUCGCCCAGAGUCAUGGCUAACUUGCUUUGGACACAACCCCUAGAAAUCAUUUGCACAUUCAGAAGAAUCGCAUGGCAGAGUCUUGUCGGGACUAUACAACCAGACUGCAGAAGUGAAAGUUAGAACACUUUCCCAUGUCACUAGCUCCCCAGAUCUUUAAAAAAAAAAAGUAAAAAAAGUUACUGUAGUAUAUCAGGGAGAAGGCCAGGGUAGGCCUGUACCUUCAUAAUGGGCUAGUGUUCUAACUACAGUUAGGGUUUUCCCUCUUACAAGAGAAAGCAUUUAAUUAUGUAAUCCCCCCCCGAAGUGGCACAGUCCCCACAGGGCUUCACCACAUGGUUAUUCUGAAUGCAUAGCUGAGCUCUUCCACAUGCUAUGUAAAAGGGAUGGUCUCGAUUCUAUCGAUCAGCCAUUAGAGGGAGGGGCGAGGCAGAUAAUCAUUUUUAAAGUGUUUCAGAACAAGAGGUCUAGAAACUUAACUGCUGCCAGUCUUUCCUAUUGGAGGUUGGCACAGAUGAAAGGAUGCCCAAGUUCCGCUGCUGUUCUGAAGCAGACUCCAUGUUUUCCUCAUUGGGCUGAAUUUCUUAAGCAUUUUGCAGGUAAACUUGCACUGAGCCCAAAAGUCAAAAAGGAAGCCAUGCCAAUUCUUCAAUGACUCAGUUCAAUGAAAGAGUAGCAAUUUUUAAAGUAGAUGAGUAUUCUCAAGUGUGAUGAAUGUUUUCUAGAAUUUCUAACAUAGUGGGUAAUAUUUUUUAUUGGGGUGGGAGGGACAUAUGUGUGUUUUUUGUUUUGUUUUUUUAAUUUUGCCAGCUGAGAUCUCUGUUUUUGUUUUACUUUAUUUUAUGACACCCCACCCCAUGUACUAAAUGUUGAAGUUCUAGUCUUGUUCUGUUGCUGCUGUAUUCAGUAGCUGCCAUAUUGGCACUUGGUCAGGACAAAAAAAAAAAACCACCCUCAUGAUACUAAAAUAAGAUUUGCUUCUUAUGCUUUUGAAAUGCUCCCCCUCCCUCAUUAAUACAGGUUUUGUUUUUUUUAAUAUCCCAGUUCAGUCUGUAAUUACAUGUCCUUCAGUUAAAUGUUGCUGGGGAAAGUUCUUUUUUAAGCGAGGGUGGUUUACACUAAGAAAAGGAACCUUUAAAACGGAAGAAGUUGUUCUCCUUGUCUCACCUGCUCUAACCCACUAGUUCAUUUUCACUGCUCUCCUAGAGAUGGGGAGAUAACCCAGGAUUCCUGCCCCCUGUUCUACCCUAGUAGACCCCACUGUUCUGAGAAAUGUGAGUUUCUCCCAGGUACUUUAAUAGGAUGGAAUCAAUAUUGUAGAGUAUCUGGCACCCCCUGGUGGCCAUACCUCAUCUGUGACACUUAAAAACUCUGCAAAUAAAUUGUUCUUGGUUUCUAAACAAGUGUUUCUCUUCUCUCUCUCUGAAUUGUUUUCUUUGUCAAGUGUGCUACCACGGACUACAGACUUAACCCAUUAUAAUAGAGCAGUUGGAAGCCCAGCUAAUUGGACUAUUCUUAUUCUUUUAUGUUAUUUUUUUGAGCUGCCCUGAGCAGUAUUGUACUGGAGGAUGUAUAUUUUAAAUAAGUAAAUAAAUAAUUGGACUUCA
This is a messenger RNA of Hemicordylus capensis (graceful crag lizard), 9764 nucleotides long. RefSeq names its product zinc finger protein 646 (gene ZNF646). The coding region runs from base 1401 to 6365 and encodes 1654 amino acids. NCBI's taxonomy places the organism in Eukaryota, Metazoa, Chordata, Lepidosauria, Squamata, Cordylidae. The transcript has 2 exons. The record is from RefSeq and is a predicted model, not a curated record.